Tetrahymena thermophila SB210 is the source of this 1158-nucleotide messenger RNA. RefSeq lists its product as hypothetical. The transcript has a single exon. The record is from RefSeq and is a predicted model, not a curated record. NCBI's taxonomy places the organism in Eukaryota, Ciliophora, Oligohymenophorea, Hymenostomatida, Tetrahymenidae.
AUGAAAAAAAUUAUUAUUUUCUGCCUGAUUUUAGCUAUUAUUUUCUGUAAAUGUAAUCUAUUAAAAACAGAAUAUCCUAAUCCUUCUAAGAACCUAAUUACUUUUAAGCUAAAUGACAACUUUAAAACUAACGCUACGCUAAGUUAACUUGGAUAAGUUUAAAUGCAAAUGAAUUUGUUUUCGUAGGAAACAUAUUUCACUUCACCUGACUGUGUUAAUUGUCAAAUAUAUGGUACUAAAGAAGAUAGACCAUUUAUUUGUAAUAAAGAAGAAUACUGUGUUGAACAUUUAUAAGCAAUAGGAGAUGUUGACUAAUACUUCAAGGCUAAUGGAUCAGUAAUUGACAUGAAUCUUAUAUUAGAUAGCAUUGAGUUUUAUUUAUCAAGGGGAAUCUAUGUAAAGUGGAUAAGUUAAUAAUAGUAGGGUAAAACAUACCAAUAUCAAGGAAUAGGUUUAGCAUUAACUAACUGUGUCUAAAGUACUUUUUUGCGCUCUCUUUAUAACUAAGCCAAGAUUGAGAAUUUUUCUUACUCACUUUAUUAUGAAGUUGAUUCAUAUAAUUUAAUUGUAGGAGGAUAUAAUCAAAGCUUAUUAGCUUAGGAAUUUUAUAAUCUCAAGUCUGUAUCUGAAAGAAGAAGUGACCCUUAUAGGAUAGCUGAUGAUUUAGUUUUUGCUGAUUUAUAUUUUAACGAAUAAAAUAUUUUGAAAGAUGCUCAAGUUUUAUUAGACCCAACUAUUGAUGGAAUAAUUUUACCUCGUAAAUUAUUUGAUUAAAUGAAUAAUAUACUAUUAACUUAAAGAAAAGUUCCUGAUAUUUCUGCGUUCCUACCCGAAUAACCAGGCAUAUGGUCAAGUUUGAAUGCAGUUCCAAGCUUUUAAAUUUAAUUCAAGCUUGAUGACCCCGAUGCUUAUUCUAAAUAUCUAAAAGUCAACUUUGAUGCUCUAACAUUUAACACCAAAAAUCAAAGAGGAUAAUUUACACCAAGAAUUUCUUUUGUCAAUAUAAUAGAUGAAAAUAAUUAGUUUUACAAUGUUGUUAGAGUUGGUAAAAUUUUAUUCUAAUAGAUGAUGUAUUUCAAGUUCAUACAAAUUGAAGAUUAAACAUAAAAAACUGAGUUCAGAGGAUUAGCUCCGAUGAUUAAAAUUCAAUAAAAAUGA